UAAGAUUGUGUAGGAAUUUCGUAUUAUCUAUUUUAGGUUAAAUUUAAGGUGUCUUUUAAAAUAUAAUAUAAGUAUAUAACAAUCAUAAUAAUUAAAUCGGUAGCGAUAAUAGUAAUAAUAAUAAUAAUAAUGACGAUGACGAUUGACGAUAAGUCGUUGCCGUCAUAGCCGCAAAUUUAAAUAUUUCGAAUAACGAUAAUAUUGUUAUUAUUUAUUAUCGGACAGUACCGAUCCGCGAAAUCGUGACUCGCCACUCGCCAGUCACUGCUCACGAGUCACGAGUCGUUUCAGUAUCGUCGUCGUUGUCACUCGUCGACUGUCGUCCGUCGCACGGAAAUAGUUGGCGAAUAGUAGUCGGUCUUCGACUUAUCACACGCCAAGACCAAAUACUUGCCGACUAAAAUAAUAUCAACAUUAGAAGUUUCGGGGAAAAGCCGUGUUCGUCAUCGCCGAACAAGUGCUGUAUUCCUAGACCUAUACGAUUUUAAGUCACUAUAUCGGAUUAAAUAUGAUUGGGAUAUGGACUUUGUUACGUUUUAAAACGACUGAUUGUAAAAAAGAUCUGGGCACCGUGUUUAAAAAAAUGAAUAAAGAUACAAAGCAGCUAUUCGGUGAUCUGUUAGAGACGAACAAAACGCGAAAACACCGUUUGAAACUCGCAGACAAAAUCGUGGGCGACGAGAAGGAAAAAGAAAAUAAUUAUCUUAAUCGCUUAAAGUCACAGAUCAAACCGACGAUGGAAGAUGGUAUCAGUAGUAUGGUGAAUGAUUCAAAGCAGAAUUUAAACCAAGAAUACUACAGAAAGCUCACCGCCGAAAUGCCAUCCGAAAUGAUUAUACACGAAACCCCUAAACGUGAUAUACCUUCGGUAACAAACAUUCUUAAUACCACAAUGUCAGAGAAGUCAAAAGCAGCUUUAGAAAAUUGGAAAAAGAGUAUGAUUGAAAAGCUGGGAGAAGACGGUUUUAAUAAAUACAGCAGAGAACUAAUGGCCAUGGGAAGUGCUAUGCAUACUAAAAUACAGUCACAUUUAACCGGUCACCAGCUGGAUGUAAGCCAUUACGACGAAGUAGAAAACUGUUGGAAAAGUUUGGAUGCAGUUUUAAAAAACGUUUCGAAACCGAUUCUAGUGGAAAAAAUGGUCGUGCACGACGCUUUGUCGUACAGAGGCAUCGUGGAUUGCGUUGCAUUUUACAAAGACACUCCUGUGGUAAUCGAAUGGAAGAAGUCGUCACGUGAUAAAUCCAGUUUGCAGGCGACGUACGACGCUCCUAUUCAAUUGGCAGCUUAUAUGGGAGCUGUGAAUAACGACAUUUCCUAUGACUUUAAGGUUGAAGAAGGAUUAGUAGUCGUCGCGUAUAGCGACGGUCAUCCGGCCAAUGUUUUUAAACUGACAAAACAAGCGUGCCUCGAUUAUUGGAAGAUUUGGAUGGGAAGACUGAAUAAAUACAAACAAAUUCAAAGUAGUUUUAAGUAAUUAUUGUUAUAGUUCAAUUAAUAUAAUUGAAUACAUCAAGGAA
Acyrthosiphon pisum (pea aphid) is the source of this 1520-nucleotide messenger RNA. Its product is annotated as mitochondrial genome maintenance exonuclease 1. NCBI's taxonomy places the organism in Eukaryota, Metazoa, Arthropoda, Insecta, Hemiptera, Aphididae. The record is from RefSeq and is a predicted model, not a curated record. Bases 509 to 1477 code for a protein of 322 amino acids. Gene Ontology annotation, cellular component: mitochondrion. The transcript is spliced from 6 exons. Gene Ontology annotation, molecular function: single-stranded DNA exodeoxyribonuclease activity. Gene Ontology annotation, biological process: mitochondrial DNA replication.